UGCCUCACUUUCCACGGAGAAGCAAACUCACAUCAUAAUGGCCAACUUCUGCAUUCUUGGAGUCUUCCUCUUCGCUUUCGUUGUUGGACAAACAACCGCGGAUUGCGGUGAAUGUCCAGAAGGCUGGUUAAUGUUCCGUGACUUUUGCUACAAACGAACUGGAUACGAGUCCUACAUGGAUGCCAAAGCAGACUGUGCUGCAUUGGGUGCGCAAUUGGCUGCCCCUCACGAUGCCGACGAAGCUAACUUCAUGAUCACUAUGAUCCAUCCGUACCUGUGGGUUGGCUGUAAUGACAUUGACACCGAAGGUACUUUCGUUUGCUGUGACGGCACAGUAAGUACUUACACCAACUGGAGAGCUGGAGAGCCCAAUGACGCCCAGUCCAAUGGUGGGGAGGACUGCGGUGUCAUCUAUGGUAACGGUGACUACAACGACAUCAAUUGCAGCUGGAGCUCAACAGGUGUCUGCAAAAAACACGUCACCGCAUUCCUGUAACAUGUAUGAUAACAUACAGGCUCGAAAUGAACAGUUAUUUCAGUACAUCCAAGGUUAAUUCCGUACUUGUGUCGCAGUACAUCCAUUCAAACAAGUAUUCUGUUCCAAGGGGGUGGGUUCAACGCGUCGCGUCGUCUGUAGACAAUUUUCUCUCCCAAGGUAGGCUAUAUGUUACUCUCUAAAGUCCAAAGAGUGAAAUUAUGGACUAGACGUUUUAGAGUGAAAAUCACUCUCAUUUUAGAUUGAAAGAGUCUGAAGAAAGACCACUUCAGUCGAAGCUCGAGUGAAAACUCGCUCUUUAAGG
Patiria miniata (bat star) is the source of this 800-nucleotide messenger RNA. RefSeq names its product low affinity immunoglobulin epsilon Fc receptor-like. Bases 38 to 496 code for a protein of 152 amino acids. The transcript is spliced from 4 exons. Lineage: Eukaryota; Metazoa; Echinodermata; Asteroidea; Valvatida; Asterinidae. The record is from RefSeq and is a predicted model, not a curated record.